Ceutorhynchus assimilis (cabbage seed weevil) is the source of this 372-nucleotide messenger RNA. The record is from the annotation of a GenBank genome assembly. Lineage: Eukaryota; Metazoa; Arthropoda; Insecta; Coleoptera; Curculionidae.
AUGCAUUACCUGAUUCUUAUUUUGUUCAUUGCAAAUUCAAUAACAGCACAAGAGCCCAAAGAGUUUCCUGAAAUAAUCAAUGGCAAUUGUAGCAAAGCAAAAGACCAUGACAUGGCUCAUUACGAAGUGGUUCACAAAGAUUCCAUUCCUCUAAUUUCUCGCAAUACGACGGUGACGUGGUAUGGAGACGAAAAAAUCUACUGCAUUAAAGUACUCAAUGAGUAUUUGAAGAGGUACGGAAACGGAGGCGGUACAGCGUUUAUAAAAAAUGGUGGAUUGGGACAUCAUUAUAUAACCAUCGAAAUGCAUUCGGACAAGGGGGGCGGAAUGGAAUUUAUUAUUUUUUUGUAUGGUAGAAAGGAUUAUAAUUAA